AUGGAAACAUACCGUGACCAAAUAGGUCCAGAUCCAGCAAAUCGUAAAUUACAUGAUCCACAGUCUAUGAAUUCAAUUUCAGUGCAGCAAGAAAGGGAGUAUGUUUCAGCAGCCUCAGAUAGAGUUAAGGCCACAGUUGAUGAGGAAGUGUGGAGGAUUAGGCAUAUGAGUCCUGAGGAUGCUGUUGCAGCUGCAGCUGAAGCGGUUAAAAUGGCUGAAGCUGCUAUGGCAGAGGCUGAAGAAGCAGAAAAAGAGGCGGUAGAGGCUGAACGUCUUGCAGAAGAAAAACAAUCUAUUGCUGAUGAAUUAGAAAGAAAAUUAAUGGAAAAGAAGGCUAGAGCUGAUGAUUUUAACCAAGCCCCAGCUGAUAAUAUAUAA
This is a messenger RNA of Daucus carota subsp. sativus, 378 nucleotides long. RefSeq names its product telomere repeat-binding factor 2. Lineage: Eukaryota; Viridiplantae; Streptophyta; Magnoliopsida; Apiales; Apiaceae. Bases 1 to 378 code for a protein of 125 amino acids. The record is from RefSeq and is a predicted model, not a curated record. The transcript is spliced from 3 exons.